Molecule: messenger RNA, 594 nt
Organism: Amorphotheca resinae ATCC 22711
Lineage: Eukaryota; Fungi; Ascomycota; Leotiomycetes; Helotiales; Amorphothecaceae
Exons: 4
Coding region: 1-594 (197 amino acids)
Biological process (GO): protein folding
Cellular component (GO): cytoplasm
Source: RefSeq, a predicted model, not a curated record
AUGGCAGACACAGAUAAAGAAGUCGUAGUGUCCAACACGGAGCCCACUCCCGAGGAAGAAGCUGCAGCCCGCGCAAAAGAAGCAGAAGAGCAAGCGGCGCUUCCAUAUAAAUGGACGCAGACAAUCGGAGAUUUAGACAUCACAGUCGAAGUCCCCGGCAAUCUCAAGGGAAAGGAUCUAAACGUUGAGAUUAAGAAGAAGAAGCUUCUGGUUGGGGUGAAGGGACAGGAACCUAUCAUAAAUGGCGAUCUACCCCACGAAAUCAAAGUCGACGAGUCAACCUGGACGCUGGCCACCUCUCCUUCCGGUACCAAGGUCCUUGAAAUACAUCUGGAUAAGGUAAAUAAGAUGGAAUGGUGGGCCCACGUCGUCACUUCCGCGCCCAAGAUAGAUGUCACGAAGAUCCAGCCGGAAAGUAGUAAACUGAGUGACUUGGAUGGGGAAACGAGGGGUAUGGUCGAGAAGAUGAUGUAUGAUCAGCGACAGAAGGAGAUGGGGAAGCCGACAAGUGACGAGCAAAAGAAGGAGGACAUGCUGAAGAAGUUUAUGCAACAGCACCCGGAAAUGGAUUUCUCAAAGGCGAAGAUUAAUUAG